AUGUCGGGGUACCAGGCCGCGCCGACGCCAGGACACAAGCUCACACUCUUUACGGGCCUCGACCAGAUCCAGUACCAGCCGCAAGAGGUAUCAUCCUUUGGCACGACCGCAUCUUCCAUGUACAAUCGCAAGUCGGACACGAUUCGACCACCGCUCGACGACCUCGUCGACAUUCGCGCCAAGCUCAACGCGCGCGCCAAGCACCUUUUGAGCGAGUGGCCAUCCACGGCGCUCUGCGGCAACGACAUCAUGUCCAGCGUCCUCUACUCGGCCGGUAUUGUCGCGCUAAAGGCCGGGAACCUCGCGCCCUUUUGCAUGGUCAUGGUGUCCUUUGUGCUCUACCUGUACCGCUUCAUUUACGAAGAGGUCGUGACGGCGAUCCCGAUCAACGGCGGGUCGUACAACUGCCUUUUGAACACGACCUCCAAGCGGUUCGCAUCGUUUGCGGCCGUGCUGAGCAUCCUCUCGUACACGGCAACCGCCGUCGUCUCCGGAACAUCGGCGUGCUACUACCUCCAGUUUGUGGUGCCCGAAUUGCCGGUCGUCGGCACGACCUCGGCGGUCGUCGCGCUCGUCAUCUUUGCCUUGCACGUUGUCACGCUCACGAUCCUCGCGGUCGCGAGCUUGGUCUACACGAUUCAACACCCGAGCAUUUUGAUUGACAAUUGGCACGCGCCGUACCCGCACGUUGACUUUGUCGGCUCGGUCGUCGACGGCAGCGUCGGCACAGCGCUCUUCUUUGGCUUUGCGGCGUCGAUGCUCGGCGUCACGGGCUACGAGACGUCGGCCAACUUUGUCGAGCAGCAGCAGCCCGGUAUCUUUCGCAAGACGAUGCGCAACAUGUGGGCGUUCUCGUCGAUCUUCAACAUUGUGCUCUCGAUCCUCUCGAUGGGGGUGCUGCCACUCUACGGCCCAAACGGCCUCAUCCACAACGCCAACACGGCCCUCGCCAACAUGGGCUUGGUCGCUGGCGGCCCGUGGCUCAAGUGGCUCGUCUGUGUUGAUGCGUUUUGCGUGCUUUCCGGAGCGGUGCUGACGGCGUACGUCGGUGGCAACGGCCUCCUCCGCCGUCUCAGCACCGAUCGCGUCCUGCCUCGGUUCCUCUCGCGCAAGAAUGCGUGGCGUAAUACGACGCACUGGAUCAUUCUGAGCUUCUUCCUCCUCACGUCGUCGCUGGUCUGGCUCUUGGAUGGCGACAAUGUCAUCCUCGGUGGUGUCUACACGUACUCGUUCUUGUCCAUGAUGUUUCUCUUUGCGGUCGGCUGCAUGGUGCUCAAGGUCAAGCGCCAGCACAUUCCGCGCGACGUCCGCGCACCGUGGUGGGUCUGCCUCAUCGGCGCCUCUUGCAUUUUCGUCGGGUACCUCGGCAUUGUGCUCGGAAACCCGUCGGUCCUCAUGUACUUUUUCUACUACGUGCUCGGAAUCGCGCUCGUCGUGUUUACAAUGCUAUCGCGCGUCACGCUUUUGCGCUGUUUUGUGUUUAUGGUCAAUAUUGUCACCAAUACGGGUGCCAAACCGACCGACACGGACGACGUCGCGAUGCUCACAGUGUACCACAAUCGGCAGCACGGCGUCCUUGGUGACCAUGGAGACGACGACGACGACGACAAUGAAGAUUUCGACCGGGAGACGCACGCGUGCGCCACCGCGCUCAUCCGCACGAUCAAGCGGGUGAAGGCCCAAGAAUACUUCUUCUUCAUCAAGACGCCGGACCUCAAGCUCAUGAACAAGGUGACGCUGUACGUGCGUGCGAACGAGCUCACGAGCCGCCUCCGGUUCGUGUACGUCUAUCCCGAGCCGACCGACGACGCGCUUCGGACGAUUGCGCUGUUGAAGGAGCGUGUCGACGUGAUUGACAACUUGUACACAAAGAUCAAGAUGGACGUGCUCACGGUCCGCGGCUGGUUUGAACCCGCGGUCAUUGUCUGGCUCAGCAAAGAGUUCAACUUGCCACCCAACAUGAUGUUUAUCAAGCAGCCAACGAAUAGCAUCUCGCACAAGGUUGUGCGUCGCGGCGUCCGCGUCAUUACGGGCUAA
Molecule: messenger RNA, 2037 nt
Organism: Saprolegnia parasitica CBS 223.65
Lineage: Eukaryota; Oomycota; Saprolegniomycetes; Saprolegniales; Saprolegniaceae
Exons: 3
Coding region: 1-2037 (678 amino acids)
Biological process (GO): amino acid transport; transmembrane transport
Cellular component (GO): membrane
Molecular function (GO): amino acid transmembrane transporter activity
Source: RefSeq, a predicted model, not a curated record